Epinephelus lanceolatus (giant grouper) is the source of this 1780-nucleotide messenger RNA. It is a transcript of the gene lyset, whose product is annotated as transmembrane protein 251. The record is from RefSeq and is a predicted model, not a curated record. NCBI's taxonomy places the organism in Eukaryota, Metazoa, Chordata, Actinopteri, Perciformes, Serranidae.
AAAACAAGGGGGAGACUGUACUUCCUGGAGCUCCGGGACCGACAGAGCAGACUGACGAGCCGACAGCAGAAUUUUAAUUUGAAAGAAUCAGCGCGGAGGAAGUAUGGAGGAUGAUGAACUUCCGUCAGCGGAUGGGAUGGGUGGGCGUGGCUCUCUACCUGCUGCUCAGCGUCAUGGCGGUGUACUAUGUAUUUGAGGUUCACAGUUUCAGUCUGGAGCACGUGCAGAGAGGCGUGGUCGACCCGUCGGCUCCACCCCUCGCCGUCAGCUGGUCUCAGAGCGUCAGCGCUCGUCUGCCGCCACUUCCUUUCUGGAUAUGGGCGUCAGUCUUCCUGCUGCCGUACCUGCAGCUCUUCCUCUUCCUGUUCUCCUGUACAAGAGCCGACCCUCGAGCAGUUGGAUACUGCGUCCUUCCUGUCUGCCUCGCCUUGCUCUGCAGCCGCCACACCACCCGCAAACCGGCCAGUCAGAGGGGUCAGCCACUCAUCGACACGUAGAGGAGGCGACCAAUCAGAGAGGCCCGUCCCUCUGACUACAAACUGAACUGUUUGUGUUGUUUGUGAUGUCACUUCCUGUGUGCCUUUAAACAGAUUAACAAACUGUUCUGUGACAUUUGAACCCUUCGCUCUGUCUGCCAGGAGCUAACGCGAGGACUGCCCUCAAUAUUGUCUUUCAGAACGAAUACUAUGCCCUGAGUGUCGCCUGUCAGGCAGCUGUCAGUUUAUUAUUGUAACUCCACAGAUGCUGUGCUGUGAUUGGCUGGAGGAUGUUUAGUUUAUAUCUGUGGUCACUUUAGCCCAUAGUUACCUGAAUCAUCAGUGCUGUUGCUAUGGUUACAUGCAGUUAAGAAUUUAGACUGGAACUUUAACUACUGACCUGACAGCUGCCAGCCAAUCACAAGAUGAGUCACAUGACACGCUGGUAACCGUCAUAACUUUAUUACAAUAUCAAUGAAAUGAAAAAAACAUACUGCAGAGUUUUUAUAAAGAUUUGUAAUUUGUUUUACUAAGAAAAAAAAAACCUGUAUUUAUCAUCAGUGACUUCAGGAACAGACGCAGGAGGCAGAAAUACAGAGUGACACACAGUGAGCGGCCGCUGGGCUCAGGGGGCGGACUGAGAAUUAAACUGACAGAAAAAUGAAUGGAGUCUGGCACAGAGAGGCUGCAGAGCUCAGCUGCAGCGAACUGAGGUCAAAUCAGUUUUGAUGUUCAUGUUUAAGUUAUAAAAAAACUACAAACCAACAGGUGUAAAACUGACAGAGGAGGAGGAGUGUGGCACAGAGAGGAUGAAGAUGAAGCCAGGUCAGUGUUCAGUGUUACAGCAGGGUCACAGAUACAGAGUGUUUGGUGGAGCCACAGUGACUCUCAUACUGGUCUAAUGUCGUGUUCAUGGUGCAGAGAUAAAUGAACACAGAGGACUUUAAUCUGGAGUCUGGCACACACGCUGACGUACUGGGUGAUUAUUGAUUUUAUUUUAUUUUCAGUAUUGACAAAAUAUCAAUCAUGUAAUCGUCACUAUUGAUUGAUUUUCCUUACCGUCUGGAGGAUGUAUAGAUUAUUGAUCAUAGUGAUUACUGGUUGAUUUGUUUUCUUUUGGUAUAGAUUAUGUAUGGAUGAUGUAUUGAUCCCAUUAAUUAUUGAUUGAUGGAGCAUAAACGAUCUGUCAGCAGUGUGACAUGAGAACAAUCCACUCAACAGUCUGAGACACACGGGAGACUAAAAUAAUGAAACAUCUGAACAUGAACGUUAAGAAUGUUUAAUUAAAGGAAUAUCUCUGAUCA